Brassica rapa (field mustard) is the source of this 6658-nucleotide messenger RNA. RefSeq lists its product as uncharacterized. The record is from RefSeq and is a predicted model, not a curated record. NCBI's taxonomy places the organism in Eukaryota, Viridiplantae, Streptophyta, Magnoliopsida, Brassicales, Brassicaceae.
ACUGAAAGCUUCAAGAAGCCGAGUUUGCAGUGAUGUGACAACUGACAAGUAGCAAUUGAAUGUUCGGUUCCAAAGAUUAUGGUAGAGGUUUUUGAGGUGAAGUUCUCUGAUUCUUCACUUGAAGAUAGAAGCGUCACGUGAGCGUAGGCGUGGCAAACAAACACUCUAAUCCAUCCAAAGGUUCAAGCUAAGAAAAUUGAAACUCAAAAGGCACGUGAGCAGCUGAGCAGAUGGAGUGGGAAACAAUAUUCUUUUUGUGUUUCCUCUUGUGUAUUCCAUGAGAUUACUGGUAUAGUGGUAUGGUAUAAAACCAGAAUGGCAGAACAUCAUCUCUUUCUGUAUUUUGGAUGUUAAUUUCGCUAACGCCAUCUCACUUUUGCUUCUUAGCUAGAAAAUAUAAUAGAACACGAGAAAGGAGUGAAUCCCAAAAUGACAGCCACUUGGACUUGUCAAAAGUACACAAAUCCUUACUUCUUAUGUAACAAUCCAAAAACCCAAGCCCAAACUUUUUUCGAGUAUAAAGGGAAGUCCGUCAAGUCUAUGGUCUGUUAAAGUCAAACCUAUAAUUUUUUUCUAAUAAAUAAAAGCUUAUUUUCCAUGUUUUCACAUCAGAAAAAUCAGAAUUAAUUCUAGCAGAGAUUUCCAGUUCUCUUCUUACGUCUUGUAUCAUGUUUGGUGUGGGAAUUAGGGUGUUAGAGUUAUUGUUAUUAGGUUGAUAGAUCACAACAGAUGUCUAAGAGAAGCUCUAAUCCAUGCCGCCUCCUUCAACCUUACUCAAAUAUGUUUCAGAAUAGACUCUCAAGUGCUCCUCAGAACAAUCACCACGGGAAGAAGAUCUUCAGACCUCUUUGGAGUACUCUAGGACGUCAACUCUCUGGUUCUCUCUCCGGCAUCACCCUUUCUUCUAUGUUGUUUCAAUUUUAUUCUCCGAACAAGCAACGGGCCAGCCAACAUUAUUGCUGAAGCCUGCUUAUCUUUGUAUUUGGGUCCUGACUCAUAAACCUAUUUUUGAAUUAAUAUUAAUCGGUCGAUCAAAAAAAAAAAUGACAACAGAUAUAACCAAAAUGAUAAAUAUAAUUUAAUAACAUAGAUCGUCAAAUCAAUUUUUUUUUUAAAAGUUCCACAGUAUACUGCUACAAACCCUACAGUCUAUUCAAAGAUUUUUGGGCCGGAUAUUUCAGUGACCUAUGUCCAAUACUUAUAAUGGGAACGCGUUUAUAAAUCUUGUAAUAUUUUUGUAUUACAACAACUAAAUACUAAAGUUUAUUAGUUAGGUGGAAAUAUAUGUUUCUGAAAAUUUUAGUUAAAUGAUUAACAAUUUCAUUCAACGAUUCGAAGAAAAGUUAUAAAUGAUAAAAGGAAUAGACGGACCAGUCCGAAUCUAAGUUCUCUUGCAAAAGGUUGUAUUGAGGAGACCAAGUUUCUGGUUGUAGUAUUAAACUAAACCAAGGUACGUAAGUCAUCAAUCCAAUUAAAUAAACCCACGUCAGCUUUAUCCCGCGAAAAGAAGAUACGAGUCACACGUGAUGUUUGUUGUUCCUUCGUUCUCAUUUCUUAAAAACGCGGGUUUGCUCCAUUUGCCGCAUCAAUACGACCAAGUCGCUUUUCUAGGCUUCUUUUUAAUUGUUUUUUUCUUUCAUGGAGGGUUUCUCUCUUUGCUGUCUUUUGAUACCUUUUCAAUAUUCUCUACGUUUCGUAUGCCUUAUUUUAGAAUACAUACGCCUCUACAUACACAUAUACACAAUUCUGUAUAUAAAACAAGAAAUAACGCCUGCUUCACACAUUUAUCAAUACCUGAAAUAAACAAAAAGGAGAUUCGAUCAAAAAACCAAAAAACAACAAAAGGAGAACCCCAAAUAAAGAGAAAACCUGCGGAACAAAUUCUCAAAUCAUCAAUGGCCAAGAAAGUGAGAAAGCUUCACGUAUCGGUGAAGCCGGUGCGGCUCCACGGUUUACCGGUUGUUCUCGGAGGGGAAACGGUAGCAAAGAAUGUUUUUGCGAUGGUGGAGUUGAAAUGGAAAGGACCGGUCUCUGGUUUCGGAUUGGGGCUCGUCCCUUUCUAUCGGUCAAACCGACCCGCCAACCACACGACCUCUAAACCGAUUGCUUUGGGCGCAAGCCAUGUGGAAUGGGAGGAUGAGUUCGAACGGGUUUGUUGCAUUGUUGGCCCGUGGAACCUUUCCUUCACUGUCUUUUACGGGGAGACUAUAGACGCAAAAAACAAAAAGGCUAUCGUCGGAAAAGCGUCGUUGGAUUUGUCGGAGUUACCUUCGAAACUUGAAUCAACGGUGGAGAGAAAGCUUCCGAUUAGGUCAAAGGGUUUACUUUGGAAGGAAGCAACCCUUGUGGUCAACGUGACUUUUUCUCAAGUAAGAAACGAACCGGACGACUUUACCCAACUCGGUCCGGUAACGGUUGACUCAGCGAUUACGACGAAUAUGCCAAGUCGUCGCGGCGGAAUGGACUUCGAUUCCUCUUCCUCACCGGCCACCGCUUCAAAUUCCGGCGGAGUUAGCCCAAUUCUAGGAACGGGGUCGAAUUCAAGCCCGGAGAACCAAUCUGAACCGGGUCAUAAAGCCGGGUUUAACUGGUGGAAGAGACGACGGUUAAGCUUUUCAAUGACCUGGAGAAGAGAACCGGUAAUCAUCCGGUUUAGCAAAUUUCAAAAACCAAAUGUGAUUUUAUAUCCUAACCGGAACCGGUUUAUUUUUUCGCAGAGAGAGGAAGAAAGUACAACAAAGACACCACCGUCGGCGGCGACGGAAUCAGAAAAGCCGGCGACGGAGUUAUCGUUCGAGCCGAACAGAUGGGUAGCAAAGGAUCUAUCGAGCCGGGACGGAAAAUCGAAGCUGAGAUCGGAAGUCUACACGGCGUCGAUCGAUCAGAGAAGCGAACAAGCCGGCGGAGAAGCAGCCUGCGCGGCGGUUGCGGUGGUGGUUGCUCACUGGUUCCAAGCGAAUCCUCGGCUAAUCAAUCCCUCGGAAACGGAAUUCGAUUCGCUGAUCACGCAAGGAUCUUCCUUAUGGCAAUCCCUCUCCGACGAAGAGUCUUAUCUGACGCUGUUCCCGGACAGACAUUUCGAUCUGGAGACGGUCGUAUCCGCCAAGCUACGGCCGGUUAAGGUUUGUACCGAUAAAUCGUUUACCGGGUUUUUCUCCCCGGAGAGGUUCGCUUCGCUGGAGGGUUUAAUGUCGUUUGAUCAGAUCUGGGACGAAGUGGAGAAAGAGGUAAGGGCUGCGUCGGAGAUUGGGGAGGCUAGGGUUUAUAUUAUGAGCUGGAACGAUCAUUUCUUUGUGGUGAAAGGAGAUAUAGAAGGGUAUUGUGUGAUUGAUUCGUUAGGGGAGAGACUGUUCGAAGGUUGCAAGCAGGCGUACAUUCUCAAGUUUGAUGAUUCGAGUUUGAUGUAUGAGAAAGAGAAAUUGGUUUGUAAAGGUAAAGAGUGUUGUAGAGAGUAUAUAAAGAGGUUUCUUGCGGCGAUUCCGGUGGCGGAGUUGGCGGCAAAGGAGGAGAAAGGGGAUGCUGAUGUGUCUCUUCUUCAUGAGAAACUUCAGAUUGAUUUGCAUCAUAUUAUGUUGAUUGGUGACUAGAGAUUUGUUGUUCUCUUUGGUUAGUGUAGAUUUGUUAGGAUUGUGAGAUUAGAGAGAGAGUAUUUUGUACAUAUGGUUCGUUAUAAUUCUCAGCUUAAGUGUGUUGGGGAAAAAACUAUAAGAAGUUUCCAUUUGUCUUUGGUGUUGGUAACUAGAAUCCAAACAUGGUUUCUACCUUUUGUCUUGUUUGGAGUAAUGAAAGGUAGAACAGAGUAAGGAUUGUGGGAUGAGAAGCAAAACAAAGUGUAGCUUAGGUUUCAUAUGGAAGUGCUGAAGCUCUUAUGGUAGAGUGUAGAAUCCAUGAAAAGUGGGUUCAUGGUAAAAUCACUCACGGUUGAUAAGAUAUGGCAUUUUAAUGCGUAUAUGCCAUGGCUGGCUCUUUGGUUGGUUGAAUAGUGUGAUUGGUCGACUUCCGGGUUCAGUGACUGAUUUGAUGGUCCCAUCAGUAUAGGACAAUAGUAGGAAUCCUUCAAUACCUCUUUCAACUAGAUAUAUUUCUCACUGUUAACAAACUAUAUCAACUCAUGUAUCAACCUACAAAGUGUGCUAUUGGCAUGCUAUCAAUUGACUUCUAAGAUAUCAUAACAGUUCCAGUUCAAAGGCCCGACUAGAGCUUCAUAAGGUUGUGGCUCAAGCAGUGCCGGUCCUGAAAUAUUUCGGGUCCAAUACGAAACCAAAAAUAUAAACCCUAUCUAAUAAAUUAAAAAUUUAAAUUAUUAAAGUUCUAAUUUACAUUUAAGAAUUACAAUAUCCUUAAAAUUUAUAAAAGUAUCAAUUCUGAAAAUUAUCUUUCUAUUUCAUUUUAUAUAAGAGAGUGAAAAAAAAAUUAAACAUUUAUCAUGUUAUAUGUUCAAAACACGUCCUAAAACUGAUUUUUCCUUUCAUAUGCUAAUAAUAAAAACAGAAAAUGCAAACCCAAAAAACCUAUACAAUUUGUAGGCCCCAUGCAAAUGUUUCUUAGGUAUCUGCUCAAGCCCGGGCCUGGGAUCAAGAUCCGGCUAUGGCUAAAGCUCGGGCUCUUGUUCGAGCUGCAUUGUGAACUCUGGCUCUUGUUGUAUCUAGAAAUUUUGACAAACUUCAGCUAAAGCAUAUUCAAGGGAUUGGAUCUAAGCAAAACAUUGACUCAAGUCAGUGUGCAUGGAGAUGGCUCUUUUAGAUGUUGUAUUAUAGACAAAUAGGAGCAAUUCAGUUCUUUAUGACCCAUAUAUGUGGGCGGCGGAACUCUUGCUCUAGUUGUGAAACUAGAGUUUUUGGCCAAACAACUUACGUCUAUAUGACUAAUUUUUAUUUUGGGGAUUUCUUGUCUUUAUAUACUAAACAUUGUAGAUUUAUUCAUAUAAUAUAUAGCUUUUUAGCUAACAUUAAAUAUCUGUAACGGACCAUAGAAUCAAGGCCGACCCUAAAUAGAAGUUGAUGAAAUAUGUGUUUCAGGGUUGGCCAACCUUAAUAUUUUUGGGGACCGACUAAUGCAACAUGUAUUUUGUAGCUCUAUUGGUAAAGAUAUAAUGUAGACUGAGCUGCAUCAACUAUUUCAUUAACCGAUAAAUUGGUACACAAUUUUUGACCACACUAGUUUAACCACACAUACAACAAUACAUUUUAGCAACACCUUGGAACACUCACUAGGUGAUUUCUCACUCGGAACCAGCACAACCUAAAAUACAUUGCUACAUUUUUCACCACUGCGAAAACGAGUUUAUUCCAAAACCCGAGAUAAACCGCCCCUUAAACUUUAAUUUAGACCACACGAUACGACAACAGAGAUUAAACUAGAGGACCAUGACACUAAAUCGGUUUUAAUUUCGAACUAAACCCUUGGUCUACUAAAAAUCAGACCAAAAAUCAGAAUUUAGCCCGUGACUCUGCAUAGACUGAGCUGAGUUUAAAUCUCCAAAAUUUGGUUUUUAGUAUUUUCAUGUUUUUAUAAACGGUAGGGCCAAAAAAAUUCGUGCUUUUGGGCCGAAAUAGAUCAGGCCUGACUGCAUAGAAUGAUGUUAUUUUGGCAUUAUAUAUUUUCUGUAACAUACCUUGACGAAAGGAGGAAUAUAUUAUUGUCUCGAAAACUAAAUUUUUAUUUCAAUCAAAUUCUGAUGUUCAUAAACAAGAUGGUCAACUGAAAGAGCCGAGCCCAAUCCUUCCCAAAAUUAGUCAAGCAUUUAUUAUAUAGUACGUAUCACAUGAUUGUCCGGCGGUGAUAUUCAUUUAUCCAGAAAAGUGACCUGGUUAUAUAAAAAUAAGACACCCUGACGUGAGUUGGGCAUGAAGAGACUCCAGCUUUCUUUGCCCAUAAUUUAAACGACUGAUCGUUGAUACAAAAGGGUCACAUCCUAGCUGUCAAUAUAUAAUAACCUCAUUGGGUCACCUACUUUUUGGUCUAACAGAGACUUCCAUGGACUUUAAUCUGUUAUAGGACAAAUGGGCGAAAAAAAAUUUACAACCACCAAAACUAAUCUAUGUGGGACAAUAAUUAAAAAAUUACAAGAUUGCCAUUAAUGAAAGAAUAAUAUGAGCCAUUCGAUUAUCUUUUCUCUCUUUAAACCAGAGCCGUCAGAUCAUAAGGAAAGAAAAAAAUAUGAUAUUUACGAAAAUGCCAUUAAUGAAAUAUCAACCAUAGCCGUUAGAUCAUCUUGUCUACGAUUUAAUUUCAGCCACACGAUUACAUCUAUAUUUCCUUCUCUCUCUUCACUCUUAAUCUCAACCGCAUGAUCAUUUAUUCCUUCUUCAAUUACAGCCAUAGGAUCAUCCAUAUCUCAUUCAUUAAUUCGAGUGGGUAUAACUAGUAUAACUCGUACAACUGAACAUGUGAAGAAAUUUUAUAACUAGUAUAUAAAUGUUAUAAUCUAUAUAUAAUAUGUAGCUACUAUAAUUAACCCGACUAUUAAAUCAUGUUUUACAUGUAAAAUAAACAAACAAAUAUACUAAUUUGUAUAUGAUGACAAAAUUUCAUAUAUUAUAUUUGAGAUUUAUAAACUAUAUUAGCCAUAUUAUUAAGAUAAAAAAAUAUCAAACAUAUUUUUGCAAAGAUAUAAAGUUAAAAUAUUGGUACAAUCUCUAAGCCUAGACAUAUAAAC